AUGGCCGCGGUCGCCCUGCUGCCGUGCCCGCUGUCCAGGCGGGACUUCCUCAAGGCCUCGCACUUUGCACUGGGGCCCGACCCGCGGCUGCACGUGGGCGCCAUGCAAUCCACGUCGCAUCAGGACUUCCGGGCGCCCCCGGGAGGCACCCGCGCACCGCAGUGCCAGGAGCCGCCCGGUGGGUCCCUCUUCGCCCAGGACACGCGCUCGGCGGGCACGGAGCUCGGGUCGGAGACGCACUGCGCGUACGCGCCCCCGGGGCCGUCGCCGUCCGCGCGGUCGGAGAUGCGGGAGCGCACCCUCGCCUUGCAGGCCGGCAACCUGCGCGUGCACGCGGGCCCGCGCGUCCGCACCGGCCUCUCCACCGUGCGCGCCGACUUCGGCUGGCCCGAGCCGCCGGCGCGCGCGAGCGAGCAGAUCCGCGGCGCACGGCUCAUCUUCGACCGCGACUCGGUGCCGCCUGGCGACAGAGCCAAGCUGCGCAUCCCGCCCACCACCUACCAGGCGUUUUACACCCCCCACGACCCGUGCCCGCGGUCCCGCGCGCCCUGCUGCCACCUCGGGGGUCUCAGCCCCCUCAGGUGGGACCACAGGAGACAGGAUGAUGGGACCUCCUACCAGAGACACUUCCAGGCCCUGCCGAGCCCACAGGCCUUGAUGUGUAAGAGGGCCUUCUCCAGCGUGGAACUGGGAGACUUCAAGAUUGGCUAUGGGCCCAUGUGUUCGGAGCAGAAGCAAGCCUUCAGGCCCCAGGGUCUGCCCGCAGACAGGUAUGACAAGGCCCAGGCCGCAGCCCACAUCCACUAUGUGAAUAUUCGUCCUGGAGAUGGCCUGUUCCAUGAUAGGACCACCAAAGCUGAUCAUUUCUAUGCGCGAGAGCCAGAGCCUUUUGUCCUUCACCAUGACCAGACUCCAGCAUCGCACAUCCUGGAAGGAAAUUGGUGCCCUGGUCCAGGCAGCCUCACCACCUCCAUGCAUUUCUUCCAUGGUCAGCCGCCGCCCGUGACCGAACCACCCAGCCGCCACGUGCCUUACGAGAAAUUGAAGAGUCACGUGCGCCUAGGGGACUCCUCGCUGCUCGAACAGUUCUUCCAGACCCCCAUGGGCACGGACUGUUGCCCCCAUGGGACGCCAGAGAAGCCACAGAAAGCGCCCAGUCUCCACUUACUGCGUAGCAACCUGCCACGGGGCACCGACGAAACAGAUUUUUUAACCAUGAACCAGAAGAUGCUGAAGCCUCAUAGAACAGCUCCGGCCUCCGUGACUGAGGACAUGCUACAGCGGUGCAAGUACAGCCACAUUGAGCCCCCACUGGGCAGACAGCGCUUCUUCUCAACCCAAUACGAGCAUGAGUUUCCCUCCAAGUACCAGGGCCCAGCAGUGCUGAGAUUGGUCAAUCUGCAGGACAGCCAUGUGCCUCUGGGCUCCCCUCGCCAGUGGGGCUGUGGGGCUGGUAAGGUAGACCCUCGGGCCCCCCAGGCCCCCACCUACCCAUGCCCUAGACAGCAAUAA
Odobenus rosmarus divergens (Pacific walrus) is the source of this 1512-nucleotide messenger RNA. RefSeq names its product chromosome unknown open reading frame, human C19orf45 (gene SAXO5). Lineage: Eukaryota; Metazoa; Chordata; Mammalia; Carnivora; Odobenidae. The transcript is spliced from 8 exons. The record is from RefSeq and is a predicted model, not a curated record. Bases 1 to 1512 code for a protein of 503 amino acids.